Molecule: messenger RNA, 1439 nt
Organism: Microtus oregoni (creeping vole)
Lineage: Eukaryota; Metazoa; Chordata; Mammalia; Rodentia; Cricetidae
Product: protein TsetseEP-like
Exons: 4
Coding region: 306-1142 (278 amino acids)
Source: RefSeq, a predicted model, not a curated record
GCAGCAGCAGUAGCAGCAGCGCCAGCAGCAGCAGCAAAACCUCUGUGACUAAAUUGCCACAGAAAGAAGCCAGCUGUGUGGUGAUUGACUCAGACUCUGACUCUCUCUAUGAGGAAAAGAGAUCUAAGAUCUGUGAAAUAAGCAGUGAAGAUGAGUCUUCUGACGAGUCUUCUUCUGAUGAGUCUUCUAACGUUAAGGGCUCCAGCGAUCAGAAGUCUCAAGUAAUUGUUAUCGAUGAUGAAGAUGACAGUCCCAAUUUAAAGGGUUCUGAGCAGAAAAAAGAUGUUUCUAGUGAUGAGUGCCAAAUGCCUGUUCUCGAAAAAGAAAUUGAUUGUGUUGUUCUUGGGGCUACUUCAUCUGCUGAUGUUUGUGAAAUAGGGGCCCCUGGAAAAAGUUCCAAACAACCACCACUGGAGCCUGAGCCCGAACCCGAGCGGGAGCCUGAGCUUGAGCCUGAGCUAGAGCGGGAUCCCGAGCGGGAGCCUGAGCCUGAGCCUGAGCCAGAGCAGGAUCCUGAGCCUGAGCCUGAGCGGGAUCCUGAGCCUGAGCCUGAGCCUGAGCCUGAACCCGAGCCCGAGCGGGAGCCAGAGCCAGAGGGGGAUAUCAAGCCAGAGGGGGCUCUCGAGCCAGAGGGGGAUCUCGAGCCAGAGGGAGAUCUCGAGCCAGAGGGAGAUCUCAAGCCAGAGGGAGAUCUCAAGCCAGAGCCAGAGGGGGAUAUCGAGCCAGAGGGGGAUAUCGAGCCAGAGCCAGAGGGAGAUCUCGAGCCAGAGCCAGAGGGAGAUCCCGAGCCGGAGCCCGAACCUGGGCCCGAGCCGGAGCCCGAGCCGGAGCCCGAGCUGGAGCCUGAGCCCGAGCUGGAGCCAGAGCUCCAGCAAAGUGUUACAGCCCAAGAAUCCAAGGAGAGAAAGGCUGCCGCUCUGCUGGCGCAACAAAGGAGAAAGAAAAGAAAGAAUAGAUUUAUAUGCAUGGCUCCACCUAAAUCACGUAGGAAACGGCGUCGGGUAGUCUCACAGGAUGUGCCCAGCCUGCCAAGUGCCUCUGCAGAGUCUAGUCCCCCUGAUGAGCCCACAUCAUCAGACCAGCCUGCCAAAUGCAUGCCAUUAAAGAAACGUAGAGGCAAAAGGGCACGUACACACGAGUAAAAAGGAUCUUUCUGCAAAUGGGGGUGGGGGCUCCCAUGUCCAUCUUAUGCUCCAAUAUGUUAGCAUUUACAGUUCAGUCCCCAUGGAGUGCUUUUCCCCUGAAUUCCUGUCCCUAUGAUAUCUUGGGUCAUCAUCUUUGACAUGCCCCCACUACUCGAAUUGUCAAGUCCUCUAUGCAGCGUUCCCAGUUUUGGAGUUUUUCUCGUGUUGUAACAUGUUGCCAAAUUUGUCCUCUUGGUAGUUUGUUUAUAAGAGGACUCUUAAUGAUUUAUUCUCUAGAGCCUUGUGAGUGGCAUG